Molecule: messenger RNA, 1254 nt
Organism: Cladocopium goreaui
Lineage: Eukaryota; Dinophyceae; Suessiales; Symbiodiniaceae
Source: the annotation of a GenBank genome assembly
AUGUCCUACGUGGGGACGAACCUCUAUGUUGCUGGCCUACCGCCAGGCUUCAAUGACGCGCACCUUUUUCAGCUCUUUGACCGCUAUGGCCGAAUCUGGUCAUCAAGGGUGUGCCCGUCAAGAAGACUCGGCGGUUUUGGCUAUGCAUUUGUCAAGUAUGGCGACCCUUCGCAUGCAGCUGCGGCGGUCAGAAAUCUGAACGGGUACGAUGUUGGUGGUGCCUGCAUUACUGUGAAAUUUGCAGAUAACGACCGGCCUCCACCGGAAGAGGGGAAGGGCAAGGGUGGCAAGCUCAACCCGCUGAACAUCCCUGCUGACAAUCGCGAGGUCUUUGUCAGCGGGCUGCGUGCGAACACAGACGAGGAGUCUGUGAGAGAAAUCUUCAAAGACAUGGGUCUGACGACCGUGAAGGUGUGCUGCGAAGGGAAGCCAGAUGGACAAGGAUAUGCCUUGGCACGAUUUAGAUUUCCUGAGGAGGCACAACAUGCCAUUCGCAUGACCGACGGCAUGGUCCAUCGGGGGAUCAAGAUCCGAACGCUGCUGUCCUCCAGUGCAGCUGCGGCCAAGGGGCAGAUGACAACGUCUCUGACGGAACGGCCGACAAUGCCAUCUGAGAGUCUCUUCGUCAUGGGAUUGCCCCCUGGGAGCACCACAGAGACCAUUACAGCAUUUUUUGGCCAAUUUGCUGGAGUUAACUUUGUGAAAGUGCUGGACACCAAUGGGAAAAAAGGUGACACGGUGGCGCUAGUGCGGAUGAACACUCUCGAUGAAGCAGCUUGGUGUGUUGACCGACUAAAUGGCCAUGAGACUGCACCAAAUCUGCAGCUGGUGGUUCGAUUUUCGGAUCCUCCGAGAGCGAAGGGUGGCAAGGGCUUUGAGGACAUGCCAGUCCCGGGCGUCCGACUGCGAGGUUUCACUGACUCGCCCUAUGGCGAGGCAGCGCCUCCUAUGGCACAGCGACCUGUGAGAAGCUUCACUUCAGAUGCUCCUGAAACACAGACGGGUUUCGACAACUGGCAUCAACCUCCGGGUCUUCCAGGCUUUGGAGCCCCACCCGCAGCCUUCCAUGGCAACCCACAGCAUGGUGGGGCCAGCGGGCCUAGUGGGCCGCCGCAUGGGCAUGCGCCCCACGUCCCACCCCAGCCACCUGCUCAUGCUGUGCCGCAGCAUGGUGCGCCACCCGCCAGUCAGGCCUUCAGACAGCCACCGCCACAAGCGAUUCCCCCGGGUGAUGGUGGUGGAUGUCAGUUGUGA